Molecule: messenger RNA, 1129 nt
Organism: Budorcas taxicolor (takin)
Lineage: Eukaryota; Metazoa; Chordata; Mammalia; Artiodactyla; Bovidae
Gene: CCNO
Product: cyclin O
Exons: 3
Coding region: 74-1129 (351 amino acids)
Biological process (GO): mitotic cell cycle phase transition; regulation of cyclin-dependent protein serine/threonine kinase activity
Cellular component (GO): cyclin-dependent protein kinase holoenzyme complex; cytoplasm; nucleus
Molecular function (GO): cyclin-dependent protein serine/threonine kinase regulator activity
Source: RefSeq, a predicted model, not a curated record
CUCCGCACUCCCAGGCGCGCGGGUCCACCUUCUCCGCAGCCCGGGAGUCAUAGAACGGCCGUCCGACUUCAUCAUGGUGACCCCCGGCCCCACCAGCCCCACCAGCCCCAUGAGCCCCGCCGCCUGGGCUGGGAGUCGGGACGCCCGGAACCUCCGCGCCCCGGUGAAGAAGAGCCGGCGCCCACGCCUACGGAGGAAGCAGCCGCUGCAGCCGCUUAACACAAGCCCGCUCCCGGGAGACUCUGGCGUUUGCGACCUGUUCGAGUCCCCCAGCUCCGGCUCGGAUGGCGCAGAUAGCCCCGCGGCGCGAGGCUGCAGCCCCGCGCCGGGUGCCGCCCAGCAGCUGGCGCAACUCGAUCUGCAGACCUUCCGCGACUAUGGUCAGAGCUGCUACGCCUUCCGCAAGGCGCGGGAAGGCCGCUUCCACCCGCGGGAGUCGCUGGCGCGGCAGCCACAAGUGACGGCGGAGUCCCGCUGUAAGCUGCUCAGCUGGCUAAUCCCCGUGCACCGCCAGUUCGGCCUUUCCUUCGAGUCGCUGUGCCUGACGGUGAACACUCUGGACCGCUUCCUUAUCACCACGCCCGUGGCUGCAGACUGCUUCCAGCUGCUCGGGGUCACCUCUCUGCUCAUCGCUUGCAAACAGGUGGAGGUGCACCCGCCUCGCGUGAAGCAGCUCCUGGCCCUGUGCUGCGGUGCCUUCUCCAGGCAGCAGCUCUGCAACCUCGAAUGCAUCGUGCUGCACAAACUGCAUUUCAGCCUGGGCGCUCCCACCAUCAGCUUCUUCCUGGAGCAUUUCACGCACGCGCGCGUGGAGGCCGGCCAGGCCGAGGUCUCCGAAGCCCUGGAAGCGCAAGCCUUGGCGCGCGGGGUGGCGGAGCUGAGCCUGGCUGACUACGCUUUCACCAGCUACACCCCCUCCCUGCUGGCCAUCUGUUGCCUGGCGCUGGCCGACCGUAUGCUGCAGCUCCCUCGCCCCAUGGACUUGCGCCUCGGUGGGCACCCUGAGGCGGCGCUGCAGGACUGCCUGGGCAAGCUGCAGCUUCUGGUGGCCAUAAACGGAACCUCCCUGACUCAUAUGUUGCCCCUCCAGAUCCGAGAGAAGUGCUCCCUGUCCCCGAGCUCGAAAUAA